Molecule: messenger RNA, 2454 nt
Organism: Priceomyces carsonii
Lineage: Eukaryota; Fungi; Ascomycota; Pichiomycetes; Serinales; Debaryomycetaceae
Gene: NUP82
Product: linker nucleoporin
Exons: 1
Coding region: 1-2454 (817 amino acids)
Biological process (GO): protein import into nucleus; ribosomal large subunit export from nucleus; mRNA export from nucleus
Cellular component (GO): nuclear pore
Molecular function (GO): structural constituent of nuclear pore
Source: RefSeq, a predicted model, not a curated record
AUGGACACAUCAAAGGAAGGAAGGGGAUUUAUAUCACAGAUCAGUGAUAAUCUGAUUUUCAAGUUUUUUCCUCUGGCUCAAUCUACUGAAGAUGGCGUUAACCGUGGGUCUAAAUUGGUUUGUAGGAACAAUGCCGAUUUGUUCUAUGCAAAUGGAAACAGUAUCAGAAUGACCACAGUAGGUCCUUCUAUGAACAAAUACAGAUUGCUAGAAAGCAGUCAUGGAAAUUAUGAAAUCAAAAGUUUAGUCAUGAAUACUCUGGGUACAUUGAUGGCUGUGAUCGGCGAUGAACAGGUAACUGUGGUAUCGUUACCAGCGUCAAUCAAUAGUUCUGACGAUUCUUCAAUUCCAUCCAAGGAUUAUCAAAUCAAAGGAAUCAGGGGGAAACCAAAAGUAGUUUUGUGGCAUACAGCUAUGGCCAACGACUGCGGCCUAGUAAUACUCAAUGAUAAAUCUGAAAUUCAGUUGUACGACUUGUCCAUCUCGAGUGACGUGCCCCAGGUGAGCAUCAAUGACAGUAAGUUAAUGGGACAAGAAGUUGUUUCAAUGUCCUUUGGAUCGCGAAAUACUUUAGCUGGAGCAUUGACAUUGUUUGUAGUGAUAAAGAAUACUGGUGUAUGUCCAAUUUACCCCUUCACGUUCAAUCUGGCAAAGAUAUCAACGAAGAAAGAACAAAUAGAGAACCAGAUUGAAGAAAUAACUGAAAUAAUUAGCGAGAUUGAUGAAGAAUUCUUACUGAAAGAACGAGAAGGAGAUAAAAACAGUCUUUUAAGAGCCUCAUGUGUUCAACAAUAUGAAUACUAUAAUCAUUUGCUCAGACAAAGUAUGUCCAACGUUCCACCGAUAAAAGAGUUUAGAGGAAUAUUUUUCGAAAAGCCUGAGGAAUAUCUAAUUUUGGAGCAAGCCUUGCCCCCAGACUAUAAGCCUGUGAUCCAGGCACCAUUAUCUCAAUCCUCAAAGAAUACGAGAGACUUUAUUCCAUUAUACUCAAACAAAGUAGGCAACAUAUUUGCAGCAGCAUCAAAUAAUGAAUCAGAUAAUAUAACUAUAAGCUACUAUGCACAAUUGAGACCUUUGAUAAUGAAGUUUUGGAGUGAAGAGGAAAAAGAUCAGGAAAGAGUCGUAGAAUCGAAGGCAUCGGAAGAGAAGGGAAAGAGAUUGAAGCAUACUGGAUACAUAAAGCCUAAGAAAGGUUUUGGAUUUGUCGACUUAUCUGAUACAUCCGAUGAGGAACAAUUUGAAGAAGAAGAUAAUAGCCCCAAGGCAAAAACUGAUCCUAAAUUUUCGAUGGAGCAAUCCAAGUUAUGGAUCGACAAGUACACAUCUUUAUCAUCUUUAGCGGUAGAUGUAUUGCCAAUUAAGGUGAAAGAAAUUGCUUUGCAGCUCUUUCCAUUAGGUGAUAAGGGCUAUAACUUUGCAAUUAAAAUAGGAACAACUCUUAUAUCUUCAGAUAUAUCUUCUUGGAUAGAGAAUUUCUUCAAAAGUAUCCUCACAUUGGGGAGGUUGCCUGAAUUUUUGAGUGAAUAUAACGUAAUCACGAAUGGUCGACAGACAAUCAACAGCUUGGCAGUCAUCAAGGAUAGGAUGACAUAUACCGGGGAAUACAUAAUAUUGCUAAAAAAUGGAAGUAUUGAUAAUUUGGAAGUCAAGCGUAUCUCAGUGAUAAGUCACUCUGACGAUCUUGUUAAAAUAAAGCGCAUCUCUGCUUAUGAUAUACCUGAACAACCAGUCUUGCAGUGCGAACCGUUUGAUGAAAUUUAUUUAGAAUUAAAUGGCUUGAAGCAGUUCUCGCCCGCUACCUUACAAUCAAAAUUGGAUAAAUCCUCUUUGAGUUUCAAAGUUAAAACUGAUGACGUGAAAGUUUUAAAGGAAGUGCAUUUGUUAUCCAAUGAAACGAUCAAACAAGUUGCAGGUUAUACUAAAUUCAUGUUACAUUUUAACUUCAGAAUUGAGGAACAAUUGGGAGUAUUAAAGUCACAAGUUGAGACCUUAAAGGGAAUAGAAAAGGAUUCUAAAAUAAACAAGAGAGAGCAAAAACUAACUCAGUUGAUUGAAAAGCAGGGAAACCUUGACAAAAGAGUGUCGUCCUUACAGGACAAGCUAUUAAAUAAGAUCCAGAUUCUCAGGCACGAAAGCUCGCUUCCAUUAUCAAACGCAGAAAAUAAGUGGUUUAAGGAAAUUAACUCAAUCGCCAAAAUGGUGCAGCUGGAUUCAGAUGAUAAGGAGAGUAUAAAUUAUACAAUAAAAAAUUUAGAAUCUCAAGUCAAGUACUUGAAAGAGCUUGAAAGGGAUUCCAAUAACAUUGCAGAUCUGAGAGGAGGUUAUUCCAGUUAUUUAAAUUAUUGCAGAGAAAUGACCAAAUUGAAGUAUUGGCUAGAUGAGGAGGCUAAAUUGAUUGAAAUUUCUAAAAUCAAACUUGAAGACCAAUUUAAAAAAUUGAGUCUUCAAAGCUAA